AUGGAGCAGGGUAAGACAGAACGUAACCUUCAUCUGGCUCGCCGUCAGCAGUGUGCGUGUUUAAUUCAAGAAAUUGGGUCAAGGCUACAAACGACACAAGUGGUUAUCAACACUGGAAUAUACUACAUGCAUUACUUUUACGAGGUUUUUUCUCCGGAAACCAUCAAACCCAUCUUAGUUGCUAUAGCUGCUUUUUACUGUGCGUGCAAGACGGAAGAUUUCUCCAGAAAGUUGUCUUUUUUGAUCAAAGCUGCGUACGACAUUCUAAAGAGGCCUGCUCCUGAUGAAGCAUCAGAUUCAUUUAAACGUCUCGUACAAAAUGUCCAUGCUUUAGAGGCUACUAUUCUUAUGGUGAUCGGAUUUCAUACGCUUGAGGUGAAGCAACCUCAUGUCUUGCUAGUAAAAGCCAUUCGUAUGAACAAGUUUCCGAAAGAAAUAGCCCACACCAGUUACUACAUCUGUACUAACAUUUUACAUCUCACCACCUUGGUACUACGGCAUUCUGCAGAAGCGAUUGCUGCAGCUAGCCUAUAUAUUGCAGCAAAGUGGAAUGCCACGGACAUUCAGUCAUCAAAAGGAGAAUGGUUUCAUACAUUCUCACCUACCCUCACAUUUGAGGAGAUCUCCAAAAUAACGGAUGAGUUCACUCUGACUUUUCAGGAAUGCGACUUGAAAAUUAGGGAGCAGUUGCGUAAUUCACUCCGAUCCCGCAAACUGCAAAAAGAACGAUGGGAGGAACCAAUCAGCAAUCCUCCCCGAGGUCUUGAUUCUCAAAGAAGAAACGCGGCGGACUCUCAGCAGAGGAGCGAUUCUUGGAAGCCAGAAAAAAGACCAUACACCACUGCCAAUCCUAAUCCAGUUCAAAUGGCUCCUCAACACGCGACCCAUCAUAAUCGUAGUCACGCUAGUGGCUCACAAAAUGUUCAAAUGAAUCAUGCAUACCAUAGACACAAUCGUGCACCUCCUUCACAUGUUUAUGGAAGCGAGCAUUUUAACAGAUCUCACUCUAAUCGUGCUCCGGCUACUGGCCCCAUUGAGCCAGAUCCGAAACGUCAACGAUUCGACCGCCCAUUUUCUGGUCAAGGUCGCAGAUCACCACAAUCCCACAUGCCAAAUGGACAUUAUCUUGAUGGAACAUCACGCGGAAAUCGUAUGGAUAAUUCUGUUCCUCACUCUGGUGGAGGUGAUCACAAAGCUCACUAUCCCCCUGGCAAUCGAACGCACAGCGCAGAUUAUAGGAAUGGUCCGUCUACCGGUUAUAACACCAUUCCGAAUAAGCCUUGUGGUCGUGAGGAGCAUGAAGAAGCACGCCUUAACUCAGGGAGUGGUCGUCCUUCUACGAAAUCUACAGGUCAUUCGCAAGCUAACCCACGAAUAAAGGCUGAUUUGAAUGAUUACUUCUGA
This is a messenger RNA of Trichobilharzia szidati, 1404 nucleotides long. The record is from the annotation of a GenBank genome assembly. NCBI's taxonomy places the organism in Eukaryota, Metazoa, Platyhelminthes, Trematoda, Strigeidida, Schistosomatidae.